CGUCCCUUGCAUCAAGGACGACGGUGUGGUAUAAAAGACGUGAUGUUGGUGAUCUCACCUUCAUCUUCACGCUGACUUCCUGUAGUUCAGGUUCAGACGCUCUUCUCAGCUUGUCUCUUACCUCUCAGCAGGAGACCAUGAGCACCGAUGGCGAGAUGGCGAUCUUCGGGCCGGCCGCCCAGUACCUCCGCAAAUCCGAGCGGGAGAGGAUAGAGGCGCAGUCCCUCCCCUUUGACAGCAAAACGGCUUGCUUUGUCUGUGAGGACAAGGAGCUGUACGUCAAGGCCUCUGUGCAGGACAAGGCGGACGACAAAGUCACCGUCAAGACGGAGGACGACAAAACGUUGAUUGUGAAGGAGGACCAAGUUUUUCCCAUGAACCCGCCAAAGUUUGACAAAAUCGAGGACAUGGUCAUGAUGACGCACCUUCACGAGCCCGCCGUUCUCUUCAACCUGAAGGAGCGCUAUGCUGCCUGGAUGAUCUAUACGUACUCUGGUCUCUUCUGCGUAACGGUCAAUCCCUACAAAUGGUUGCCGGUCUACAACCCUGAGGUGGUCCAGGCCUACCGAGGCAAGAAAAGGAUGGAGGUUCCUCCUCACAUAUUUGCGCUGUCAGAUAACGCCUAUCAGUUGAUGCUGACGGAUCGUGUGAAUCAGUCCAUCCUCAUCACUGGAGAGUCUGGCGCAGGAAAGACGGUCAACACCAAGCGGGUCAUUCAGUACUUUGCUACCAUUGCCGUGUCCGCAGACAAGAAGAAAGAGAACAACAGUAAAAUGAAGGGAACGCUGGAGGACCAGAUCAUCCAGGCCAACCCCCUGCUGGAAGCUUUUGGGAAUGCCAAAACCGUGAGGAAUGACAACUCUUCUCGCUUUGGUAAAUUUAUACGCAUUCACUUUGGCGCCACCGGCAAACUGGCGUCUGCAGAUAUCGAAACAUAUCUGCUGGAGAAGUCCAGAGUGUCCUUCCAGCUGGCAGCCGAGAGAAGCUAUCACAUCUUCUAUCAACUAACAUGCAACAAGAAGCCAGAACUCAUCGACCUGCUCCUCAUCAGCACCAACCCCUACGACUUCGCCUUCAUCAGCCAGGGCGAGAUCUGCGUCAAAAGCAUUGACGACGCAGAGGAGCUAAUGGCGACUGACGUGAGUGUCGCCACGAGGGGUCUUCUACUCUUAAAGGAGCGACGGACCACUGAAAAACAGGUCGACUUGUUUGUGCUGCAGGAAUCCUUCGACAUUUUGGGCUUCACUUCGGAAGAAAAGAUGUCCGUCUACAAGCUGACUGGUGCCGUGAUGCAUUAUGGGAACAUGAAGUUCAAGCAGAAACAGCGAGAGGAGCAGGCGGAGCCAGACGGCACUGAAGAGGCUGACAAAGCAGCUUAUCUGAUGGGUCUUAACUCUGCUGACCUGCUGAAGAACCUCUGCUACCCCCGCGUGAAGGUGGGCAACGAGUACGUCACAAAAGGACAAAAUGUGCAACAGGUGUACAACGCCAUUGGAGCUCUGGCUAAAUCUGUGUAUGAAAAGAUGUUUUUGUGGAUGGUGCAGCGCAUUAACCAGCAGCUGGACACCAAGCAGCCCAGGCAGCACUUCAUUGGCGUUCUCGACAUUGCUGGCUUUGAAAUCUUUGACUUCAACAGCAUGGAGCAGUUGUGCAUCAACUUCACCAACGAGAAGCUGCAGCAGUUCUUCAACCACCACAUGUUUGUGCUGGAGCAAGAAGAGUACAAGAAGGAAGGAAUUGACUGGGAGUUCAUUGACUUUGGCAUGGACUUGGCAGCCUGCAUCGAGCUCAUUGAGAAGCCAAUGGGCAUCUUUUCCAUCCUGGAGGAGGAGUGCAUGUUUCCAAAAUCAACUGACACCUCCUUCAAGAACAAACUUUAUGACCAACAUCUGGGCAAGAACAGCUGCUUCUUGAAGCCCAAAGUGGUCAAGGGCAAGCCUGAGGCUCACUUCUCCCUGAUGCACUACGCCGGCACGGUGGACUACAAUAUCAGCGGCUGGCUGGAGAAAAACAAGGACCCCUUGAACGAUUCUGUGGUGCAACUGUACCAGAAGUCAUCAGUCAAAAUCCUCUCAAUAAUUUACGUCAGCUUCUCUGCCUCCGACGAUGCACCUGCUGGAGGAGCCAAGAAAGGGUCGAAGAAGAAGGGAGCAUCUUUUCAAACAGUAUCAGCACUGUUCAGGGAAAACCUCGGGAAGCUCAUGACCAACCUGAGGACCACUCAUCCACACUUUGUCAGAUGCCUCAUUCCAAAUGAGACAAAAACUCCGGGCAUUAUGGAAAACCACCUGGUCAUCCACCAGCUGCGCUGCAACGGUGUGCUUGAAGGCAUCCGCAUCUGCAGGAAAGGAUUUCCCAGCAGGAUUCUGUAUGGAGACUUCAAGCAGAGAUACAGGAUUUUAAAUGCGAGCGCAGUUCCAGAAGGACAGUUCAUGGACAACAAGAAGGCUGCAGAAAAACUUCUGGGCUCUAUCGAUGUGGACCACACACAGUACAAGUUUGGACACACUAAGGUGUUUUUUAAAGCCGGCCUGCUGGGUGCUCUGGAGGAAAUGAGAGAUGAGCGCUUGGCUCAGGUUGUGAUGUCCACUCAGGCGCUGUGUCGAGGGUACCUGAUCCGGCUGGAAUACCAGAAAAUGAUGGCCAGGAAGGAAGCCAUCUACACCAUCCAGUACAACUUCCGUUCCUUUAUGAACGUCAAACACUGGCCGUGGAUGAAGCUGUACUUUAAGCUUAAACCUCUGCUGAAGAGCGCUGAGGCUGAGAAGGAAAUGGUCCAAAUGAAGGUGGACCACACAAAGCUCAAAGAAGAUUUGGCCAAGUCAGAAAACCGGCGGAGAGAAAUGGAGGAGAAAAUGGUCUCCGUUGUACAGGAGAGGAACGACCUUCUUCUCCAAGUCCAGGCGGAGGCAGACAACCUGCUGGAUGCUGAGGAGCGAUGUGAGGGACUAAUCAAGAGCAAGAUCCAACUAGAGGCCAAGUUAAACGAAGUAAUGGAGAGACUGGAGGAUGAAGAGGAGUUGAAUGCCGAGCUGACGACCAAGAAGCGAAAGCUGGAAGAUGAGUCCUCUGAACUAAAGAGGGACAUUGAUGACCUAGAACUGACCUUGGCCAAAGUUGAAAAAGAGAAGCACGCCCUGGAAAAUAAGGUGAAAAACCUGACGGACGAGAUCAUGAGUCAGGAUGACAGCAUCAGCAAACUGUCCAAAGAGAAGAAGGCUCUACAGGAAGCCCAUCAGCAGACCUUGGAUGACCUGCAGUCGGAGGAGGAGAAGGUCAACAUCCUCAGCAAGGCCAAAGCUAAACUAGAGCAGCAGGUUGACGAGCUGGAGGGUUCGCUAGAGCACGAGAAGAAGAUCCGGAUGGAGCAGGAGAGAGCUAGGAGAAAGCUGGAAGGUGAUCUGAAACUUUCCCUUGAGUCUAUCAUGGAUCUGGAAAAUGAGAAGCAGCAGCUGGACGAGAAGCUUAAAAAGAAAGACUUUGAGGCCUCGCAGCUGCAGACCAAAGUUGAGGAUGAACAAGCUCUCAGUUCACAGCUCCAGAAAAAAAUCAAAGAGAUCCAAGCCCGAACUGAAGAACUAGAGGAGGAAAUGGAGGCUGAGCGUGCCGCUCGAGCCAAAGUAGAGAAGCAGAGGUCGGAUUUGUCUCGAGAGCUGGAGGACAUCACAGAGAGACUUGAGGAGGCGGGAGCUUCUAUUGUAGCUCAGGUUGAGUUGACCAAGAAGCAGGAGGCUGAGUUCCUCAAACUACGCAGAGAGCUGGAGGAGCGUUCACUGCAGCACGAGGCCACGUCGGCCGCCCUGCGCAAGAAGCACGCCGACAGUGUGGCUGAGCUGGGGGAGCAGCUGGACAACGUCCAGAGGGUCCGGCAGAAACUGGACAAGGAGAAGAGUGAGCUGAGGCUGGAGAUGGACGACCUGUCCGGCAAUUUGGAAUGUGUUGCAAAAGCCAAAAUUCAUUCAGAGAAGAUGUGCCGCUCCCUAGAAGAUCAGCUGAGUGAGGUUAAAGCCAAAGAGGACGAGCAGCAGAGAUUAAUAAACGACCUUUCUAGCCAAAACACUCGGCUGCAGACCGAAAAUGUUGAAAUAUCUCGCCAGCUGGAGGAGAAAGACGCUCUCCUCUCUCAGUUUACUCGGGGAAAACAAGGCUUCCUACAGCAGAUCGAGGAGCUUAAAAGGUUUCACGAGGAGGAGGUCAAGGCAAAAAGCGCGCUGGCCCACGGCUUGCAAUCCAGCCAACAUGACUGUGAGCUGCUGAGAGAACAGUAUGAGGAGGAGCAGGAGGCCAAAGCCGAACUCCAUCGCUGCCUUUCCAAGGCCAACAGUGACGUGGCUCAGUGGAGAACUAAAUACGAGACGGAUGCCAUCCAGCGUAACGAGGAGCUGGAGGAAGCCAAGAAAAAGCUGGCUCUGCGUUUGCAGGAAGCAGAAGAAGCUGUGGAAGCGGUCAACUCCAAGUGCUCGUCUCUGGAGAAGACAAAGCAGAGGCUGCAGGGAGAGGUGGAGGACUUAAUGAUGGAGGUCGAGAGGUCCAACGCCGCUGCCGCCACUUUGGACAAGAGGCAGAGAAAUUUUGAUAAGGUUAUAGCUGAGUGGAAGCAGAAGUAUGAAGAGGGUCAGGUAGAGCUGGAGUCAGCUCUUAAAGAAGGGAGGUCUUUGGGCACUGAGAACUUCAAGAUGAAGAAUGCCUUCGAAGAAUGUCUGGAACAACUGGAGACGCUCAAACGGGAAAAUAAGAACUUACACCAGGAGAUUGUGGAUCUCAGUGAGCAGCUAGGAGAAAUGGGAAAAAACAUCCAUGAGUUGGAGAAAUCCAAGAAGCUGGCUGAGCAGGAAAAGUUGGAGGCCCAGACGUCUCUAGAGGAAGCUGAGGCCUCUCUAGAACAUGAGGAGUCCAAGAUCCUGCGAGUCCAGCUGGAGCUUAAUCAGGUCAAGAGUGAAGUGGACAAGAAGAUAGCUGAGAAGGAUGAAGAGCUUGAGCAAAUGAAGAGAAACAGCCAGCGGGUCAUUGACACCAUCCAAAGCAACUUGGAUGCCGAGGUGAGGAGCAGGAAUGAUGCGCUGAGAGUCAAGAAGAAGAUGGAGGGAGACCUGAACGAAAUGGAGAUGCAGCUAAGCCAUGCCAACAGACAGGCGGGCGAGGCCCAGAAACAGCUGAGGAAUGUUCAAGUUCAACUGAAGGAAGUCCAGAUCCAUCUCGCCGAUGUGCUGAGAAGCAACGACGACAUGAAGGAGCAGGUCGCCAUAGCCGAGCGCAGGAGCAACCUACUACAGGCGGAAAUGGAGGAAGUGAGAGCCGCUCUUGAACAAACGGAGAGGAGUCGCAAACUGGCCGAGCAGGAGCUGCUGGACGCCUGCGAGAGGGUUCAGCUUCUCCACUCGCAGAAUACCAGUUUGCUCAACAGUCGCAAGAAGUUGGAGGCAGACUUGUCUCAAAUUCAAGGAGAGGUGGAAGACAGCGUCCAAACAGCCCGGAACGCAGAGGAGAAAGCCAAGAAGGCGAUCACUGACGCCGCCAUGAUGGCUGAGGAACUGAAGAAGGAGCAGGACACCAGCGCUCACCUGGAGAGGAUGAAGAAGAACCUGGAGACCACCGUCAAGGACCUACAGCAGCGUCUGAAUGAGGCAGAGAGCCUCGCCAUGAAGGGUGGCAAGAAGCAGCUCCAAAAACUAGAAGCGAGGGUGCGUGAGCUGGAAAACGAGCUGGAGACGGAGCAAAGACAUGGUUCUGAUGCCGUCAAAGGGUCGCGCAAGCUCGAGCGCAAGAUUAAGGAACUGACUUAUCAGUCAGACGAGGACAAGAAGACGGCCAUGAGGCUGCAGGAGCUGGCGGACAAACUCCAGUUGAAGGUGAAAGUGUACAAGCGGCAAGCCGAAGAAGCUGAAGAGCAGGCCAACGUGCACCUGACCAAACUGAGGAAGGUGCAACACGAGCUGGAAGAGGCCGAGGAACGAGCAGACAUCGCCGAGUCUCAGGUCAACAAGAUGAAAGUCAAGAAUCGCGACAUGGCCAAGCACAACAAAGACAGCAAGGAGUAGUCGUCCCUGGCGGCCUUUCGUGAGGACGUCUGCUGAGAACCAUAGUAGUCUGCCACGUGCUCCAAAAACCGACACACUCACAAACAAUUAUGGGUUGUUGGCUUUCGGUGAAUUGUCAGGAAUUAGGGUUGGAACAGUUCACAAAAUUCACAGUUUGGAUUUUGUUAUGGUUUUGUGACAUGGGUUUUAGUUGGGGUUCAAUGCAUAUUGUUGUUUUUAAUACCCUAGUAUAUCAUAUAUCUCAAUAAUCCACAAUUAACCUUUAUCUAUUGUGAUUCUUACAAAAAUAUGAAUACAACUUAAAAAUGGCACCUAAAGUUCUGAGGCGCCUUGUGGCGACCCAUCAGCGUUCCUGUUCUGUAACCCUGUACACUAUUUGUUUGUCUAAUCUUGAACGGGUUUGUGCUGAAAACAAAGUUUUGUUGUACUUGUGCAAUGACAAUAAAGACCUAUCUAUCUAUCUAUCUAUCUAUCUAUCUAAAUGCAAAAGUCCUUACAUUUAUUGAUACAUCAGUGAUUCUCUGUAGUCAAACACAGUGUCACUGUUCAAACUGUGUGUGAUGUUACAGUUGCCAAAAAUAAAAAAUA
This is a messenger RNA of Entelurus aequoreus (snake pipefish), 6626 nucleotides long. Its product is annotated as myosin-4-like. The record is from RefSeq and is a predicted model, not a curated record. Bases 138 to 6038 code for a protein of 1966 amino acids. Gene Ontology annotation, cellular component: myosin complex. Lineage: Eukaryota; Metazoa; Chordata; Actinopteri; Syngnathiformes; Syngnathidae. Gene Ontology annotation, molecular function: cytoskeletal motor activity; ATP binding; actin filament binding. The transcript has 38 exons.